This is a messenger RNA of Syngnathus typhle (broad-nosed pipefish), 1940 nucleotides long. RefSeq names its product alanine aminotransferase 2-like. The record is from RefSeq and is a predicted model, not a curated record. Gene Ontology annotation, biological process: biosynthetic process. Lineage: Eukaryota; Metazoa; Chordata; Actinopteri; Syngnathiformes; Syngnathidae. Bases 181 to 1656 code for a protein of 491 amino acids. Gene Ontology annotation, molecular function: L-alanine:2-oxoglutarate transaminase activity; pyridoxal phosphate binding. The transcript has 12 exons.
UCAUUGAAGUUUGUAGAGAAAUCCACCAACCGCGCGCGACACAGGGCAAAGGCGUGCGUCAAUAUGACUCAAUAGCCACUUGAGGCGAAGAAGAUUUGGGGAAAGGGACCACUACGCUGUCGUUCUCCCCGUUCGACUUGAUCUGCUUUGAACAACUGGUAGCGUCAAAUCGUGCACAAAAUGUCUCAGACGGAAAUCAACGUGGCGUCCUCUCGGGGGAAGGUGCUCACUUUGGACACGAUGAACCCCAACAUCAAGCAAGUGGAGUACGCGGUUCGUGGUGCCAUCGUGCAGCGGGCAGUGAAGCUUGAGAAGGAACUCAAAGCGGGCGCCAAGAAACCUUUCACUGAAGUCAUCAAGGCCAACAUCGGCGAUGCCCACGCAAUGGGCCAGAAGCCCAUCACUUUUCUAAGACAGGUGUUGGCAAUGUGCGCUUAUCCGGAGCUCCUAAAGGACAGCGCAUUCCCAGAUGACGCCAAGCAACGGGCCCGGCGGAUUCUCGAGGCUUGCGGAGGUCAAAGCAUAGGCGCGUACAGCGCCAGCCAGGGAAUCGAGUGCAUUCGUCAGGAUGUGGCACGCUACAUCGAGAAGAGAGACGGCGGGAUCCCGUCCAGUCCGGACAACAUCUUCCUUUCCACUGGGGCCAGCGACGCCAUCGUGACCAUGCUGAAGUUGAUGGUGAGCGGCGAGGGUCGCACCCGUACGGGGGUGAUGAUCUCCAUCCCCCAGUAUCCUCUGUACUCGGCCACCCUCGCCGAACUGGGUGCGGUGCAGAUAUAUUACUACUUGGAUGAGGGCAAGUGUUGGAGCCUGGACGUGGCGGAGUUGAGAAGGUCCCUCCAAGCGGCGAGGGAGCACUGUAAUCCCCGUGUGCUCUGCAUCAUCAACCCCGGGAACCCCACUGGUCAGGUCCAGAGCAGGCAGUGCAUUGAAGACGUGAUUCGUUUGGCAAAAGAAGAGCGCCUCUUCCUCAUGGCUGAUGAAGUCUAUCAAGAUAACGUGUAUGCUGAAGGCUGCAAGUUUCACUCCUUUAAGAAAGUUCUCUUUGAGAUGGGACCAGAGUACUCGAGUACUGUAGAGUUGGCCUCCUUCCAUUCUACCUCAAAAUGCUACAUGGGAGAGUGUGGGUUCCGUGGAGGCUAUAUGGAGGUAGUUAAUAUGGACCCGGAGGUGAAGGUUCAACUUCUAAAACUGGUUUCAGUGCGGCUAUGUCCUCCCGUCCCUGGGCAAGCUCUCCUUGACUUGGUGGUGAAUCCUCCUCAGCCUGAUGAGCCCUCUUACAACACUUUCAUGAAGGAACGUACUGCAGUGUUGGACGCCUUGGCAGAAAAGGCAAGGAUGACUGAGGAGAUGUUCAACGCAGUACCCGGUAUCACAUGUAACCCUGUGCAAGGCGCCAUGUACACGUUCCCCCGCAUCACUCUACCUCAGAGGGCAAUGGACAAGGCCAAGGAAGAAGGUCUCGUGCCUGACAUGUAUUACUGCAUGAGGCUAUUGGAAGAAGAGGGCAUCUGCCUUGUGCCAGGUAGCGGCUUCGGGCAGAGAGAGGGAACUUUCCAUUUCAGGAUGACCAUCCUACCACCGACUGAGAAAUUAAAGAUUGUGCUGCAAAAAAUCAGUGCCUUCCACCAACGCUUCAGUCAGGAGUUUUCUUAACCGUUCCGAGUACCACGCUUCGAUAAGUGCCUUUAUCCGAACAAGUAGCAUCAGGAUCUGCAUCAUUUCUAUUUGUCGUUAUUAGAAUAGCUUAGUUCCUAAUGCAUGAUGCACUUUCCUAAACAGUAACCUUGCCAAAUGAUUGCGCAAUAUGCCACGAAGAAAUGCUUUUGUCUUGUAACAAUCAAACACAAGUGCUUUUCAAAUGUGAUUAAAACAUUUGUAACAUUUGCUUUUUAUGCUACAAUUAAAAUGAGCCACGUUAGAGUGUUGGCCAACAAAGA